AUGUUUAUAGCAAUCAUUGGUACACCUUCGUCAGGUAAACAGACCAUCUUGGAAUACCUGGAGAAGAAAUAUGGGUUCAAGAGAGUAACGCUGGAGAAAAAAGGUAAAGCCGUCGUAGACCAGGCUAAGAUAAGCGGAAAUGAGCUGGACCAACCUAUGAAUGAAAUGAGCGUAUCCUCCAGUACCACACCUACACCUUCAACACCCCUUGGAUCACCUUCCUCAAAUCUGUGCUUCACUUCCCAGUCAUCCUUGCUCGACUUCAUAACUCGGAAUUGGCUCUCACAUCAUGUCACUACCGAUUUAACAAGUUACGAGGAGAUCGAACCAUUCGUCAAACGUCCGUUCUUCCUAUGUGUCAGUGUGGAUGGACCUAUUCUAGUGAGAUACGAAAGAGAGAAGAUACGAAAAUCUGAGACCGGUUCAUCGCUUUCUCUCGAGGAAUUCAUCCAGUCUCACGAUGCCCUCCUAAACGGCUCAUUACCCUCCAUCCCAUCUUCAUCUCUCUCACAACACCCUCAAACCGAUUUCAAACGAUCAUUGUCCCUGGCUCAGAUCUCAAUAUGUAAUAAUUUCCCUACAGUCCACGACCUUGAGGGGUAUUUGGAUAAGUUGAAUUUGGUGGAUGAAGAGAGGUUGAGACCUGGCUGGGAUACUUAUUUCAUGACCCUCGCAUCGUUAGCAUCUCACCGAUCAAAUUGUAUGAAACGUCGUGUUGGAGCUCUGCUCGUCAGAUCCAAGCGGAUCCUGUCCACGGGAUAUAAUGGAACUCCUAGAGGAACGAAGAACUGUAAUAUGGGUGGAUGUAGGAGGUGUAAUGGUUCCGCGAGGGGUGGUGAAGCAUUGGACGAAUGUCUGUGUUUGCAUGCUGAGGAGAAUGCCCUAUUGGAAGCCGGUCGUGAGAGGAUAGGAAAUGAUUCUGUUAUAUAUUGUAACACUUGCCCAUGUCUCAGAUGCUCAGUCAAGAUCGUACAGUGUGGUGUCCGCGAAGUAGUCUACAAUCAAAGUUACAGUAUGGACGAAGCGUCUGCAGCCGUACUGAAGGAAGGAGGUGUAAUUUUACGACAAUUACAUAUGCCUGGUCAACUAUAA
Messenger RNA from Kwoniella mangroviensis CBS 8507, 1092 nucleotides. RefSeq lists its product as uncharacterized. Lineage: Eukaryota; Fungi; Basidiomycota; Tremellomycetes; Tremellales; Cryptococcaceae. The transcript is spliced from 7 exons. Gene Ontology annotation, molecular function: zinc ion binding; hydrolase activity. The record is from RefSeq and is a predicted model, not a curated record. Gene Ontology annotation, cellular component: cytoplasm. Bases 1 to 1092 code for a protein of 363 amino acids.